Vicia faba (fava bean) is the source of this 612-nucleotide messenger RNA. The record is from the annotation of a GenBank genome assembly. Lineage: Eukaryota; Viridiplantae; Streptophyta; Magnoliopsida; Fabales; Fabaceae.
AUGCUUGGUGCGUGGAAGCUCAAAAAUCAAAUGGAAGUGCAAGAGCUCAGUAAAAACCUUUUCCUUUUUCGAUUUGCAAUAAAGAGAGAUCUAGAAAGCGUUUUGAAGAAUGGACCGUGGAGUUUUGACAUAAAUCUUUUGAUCCUCAGUAGGAUUUCAGGAGAAGAGCAACCUUCAGAUCUGAACAUGCACUAUGGUAUUUUUUGGGUUCGUAUCUAUGAACUGCCUUUAAUGCUCAGAUUCAAAGCAAAGACGAAGAAGAUUGGAGGUAUACUUGGGCAGUUUGAGGAAUUGGAUACGAAGGAAGCACACGGGAAUGAGCGUUUUCUGAGGAUUAAAUUCACAAUAGAUUUGAAGAAGCCUCUUAAAAGGGGAACAAUGGACACCAACUCAAGGAUUGUGAAGUUAUUGGGGGAACUUAGUGAAGAGGGCUUUGAAGACCUUGAAGAUCAGGAUCUAUCAUUUGGAACUUGCCUGAGGGCUUCUCCUUCACCAAGGGUUCAAGAGGAAAUGAGGAAGAAAGACUGUACCUCAAGUUCAUGCAGCAAAAGCCUAUUUAAUAUUUCUUCCCGUCAUAGCAGAUGCAAGACAAGGGAAAUAACCAAUUGGUAG